AUGGGUCCGUGGCGGGGAUUAAGCACGAGAUGUGCUGAUUUAGGUAAGUGGAAACCAAAGCGAAGGAAAGUGCGUUGUAGGUGGGGACACCUUCGAGCCUUGGCAGAGGCGGGACGUGGCCACUGCAGGACUAAGGAGACCCUGGUGCAGGGCCUGCGUUCUGUGCCCUGGGGUGAUCUUUGGCUGACUGCUGCUCCCUUUUUGUCUUUUCUUCUCCCUCCUGCCCCUCUCCUGCCAGCGGUGGUCCUCGGCCUGCCCAGCACCCGGGCCACCGAGUCCUGCUUGCGCGCCUGCCCGGCCGCCUGCAGCUGCAGCAACGCGGAGCGCGGCUGCUCCGUGCGCUGUGACCGCGCGGGGCUGCUGCGGGUGCCCGCCGAGUUCCCGUGCGAGGCGGCCUCCAUCGACCUGGACCGCAACGGCCUGCGCAUCCUGGGCGAGCGCGCCUUCGGCACGCUGCCGUCGCUGCACCGCCUGUCGCUGCGCCACAACAACCUUUCCUUCAUCACGCCCGGCGCCUUCAAGGGUCUGUCCUGGUUGGCCGAGCUGCGCCUGGCGCACAACGGCGACCUGCGCUACCUGCACGCACGCACCUUCGCCGCGCUCGGCCGCCUGCGACACCUCGACCUGGCCGCCUGUCGCCUGUUCAGCCUGGAGCUGCUCUACUUGGACCGCAACAGCAUCGCCUUCGUGGAGGAGGGCGCCUUCCAGAACCUCUCGGGCCUCCUGGCGCUGCACCUCAACGGCAACCGCCUCACCGUGAUCUCCUGGGCCGCCUUCCAGCCCGGCUUCUUCCUGGGCCGCCUCUUCCUCUUCCGCAACCCGUGGCGCUGCGACUGCCACCUGGAGUGGCUGCGGGACUGGAUGGAGGGCUCCGGCCGCGUCGCCGAUGUGCCGUGCGCCUCCCCGGGCUCCGUGGCCGGCCUGGACCUCAGCCAGGUGGCCUUCGAGCGCUCCUCCGAUGGCCUGUGCAUGGACCCUGCGGAGCUGAACCUCACGGCGCCUAGUGCGGGCCCAUCCCUGGAGCCGGUGGCCACCACCGUGAGCAGGUUCAGCAGCCUCCUGUCCAAGCUGCUGGCCCCGAGGGUCCAGGUGGAGGAGGCGAUGAACACCACAGCUGGGCUGGCCAACGCCUCGCUGUCCUACACCCUCCCCUCCCGUGGGGUUGGGAACUCGGGCUGCAAGGACCCGUUUUUCUUUGCCUCUUGUCUCCUGCUCAGCAUGGCCCGGCAUGUGACAUUUGGCCUGCAGAGGCACUGACACUGUCACUUUGGGGUGGCCCAAAGUGCUUUGGCCAAAGGGGGAAACUUGGGCUUAGGGAACAGGAUGAGGGCCAGUUGUGAAAAUUCUACUGGAGGACGGGAGAGUUUGCCUUCACGGAUGGCCCUAGGCAGAGAAGAGCCCUGGGACUUGGCACCAGGUCGGGGGUGGUUGUGGACUUCUGCCCCUCUCGUAUGGGCAUCCUUUGGAAAGGAGAAACAAGAAUGACGGUGGGCCGGUGGGUUCAAGGCUGAGCACUGGGGGUCUCUAGGGCUCCACCCCACCCCUCUCCCGUCUUCCAGGAAACCGUGCAUGCGAUGUCAGAGUUGGAGGCAGUCCAUGGCUAGGAACGAUCAACUGUGCCAAUUCUCCUCCUGGGGUAACCCAUUAAGUCCAAUCGUUUGUUUUCUACCAAAUAAUCCUCCUUCACCUCCUCCUCCCUUGCCUCCUCCUCCUCCGCCUCCCCUCCCCCCAGAUAUCUGCCUGGGAAGGUUAGGGCUCAGGAAGGUGGGUAGGACAAGACAGAAGGGAGAUGGGAGAGACUUACACGGAAGUGCAUGCAGGGUGGUUCCUGGGAUCUGAGAUGUGUUAAGAGGCAAUUAAGACAAAGACCCAUCUUACUUACUCCAUAUUUAUUUCAGGGAUGCCCUUAGCCACAAAAGAACUUUAGGGCAGCAGGGUGUGUUUGUAGACAAAUAAAUCUGUAAAAUCCUAAAAUUAUAAAAGACCCCAACAAAUUUCCAGUCUUUUGGGAGAUUGAGGCGGGAAGACGGCAAGUCCCAGGCCAGCAUGAGCAAUUUAGCAAGACCCUGUCUCAGAUUUUGAGAAAGGCCUGGGGAUGCAGCUCAGUGUGUGUAUGGAGGUGGUGGAACUUCAAUCCCCAGUGUGUGUAUGGAGGUGGUGGUGGUGGAACUAUGGUUAAACCAGUUUCUCUACUGUAGGACUUUUAGCCUUUCAUAUGCGAAUGUGCACUGUGAAUCUGAGGAGGCCACAAAAUCCUCUUUGUUUACUGUUUUGUGGGAAGAGUGUUUAGAAGACAGAGGCAUUAUGAGGUGUGGAAAUUGUUGUGAGCCGCAUGCUUUGGGGCUAAUGGUGAGAGGGAAGCAGGGUGGGAAGAAAGGCAGGGAUACCUCAGGGUGGUGGCUGACCAGCUAUAAGCCCCCAGGCCUGCUCGCCAGAACAAGGCUGACCAGCACCUGUGGCGAGCAUUCCGGGCCUCUGAGUGUGCAGUAUCUGAGCACAGGGCUGCCAGAUCUCACUGCAGGGGCCCCAGUAGCUCAGCUUUUCUCAGGGUUGCAGUGGAAGUGAGCAGAGGUUGACUGGUCGGCCUUCAGGUCAGCAGCCCUUUGGGCCCGGAUGCAAGUAUAGGCUUUGCAGGCUGCCUUCUAAAUGCUGGCUGGGAGCUCAGGGUGUAGCUCAGUGGUAGAGCACUUGCCCAGCAUGCGCAAGGCCCUGGACUCCAGCCCCAGCGUGGCCCCCCGCCCCGCCCCGCCGGUGCGGGCCCUUCCACCUUCCCACACCCAUCUCUCUAGUCGGCAGCAGAGCCGUCCUGACUGGUCACAACAGGCACAGGUUCCUUACAGGCCACGAGGCAGUCAAGGCAACAGCAGUGCCGUAUGUCUCUCAGUACUUGCUCCAGCUGUUCCCUACACCAUGUGCAGUGAUAACUGCGUGUGUGAACAGUUUGGAAAUCUGCGAUCUGAAAUGUCCCGACUUCCUUCCUCACUUCGUAUUUGGAGAGGUGAAUUUGCAAAACGCACACAGAUUCAGGGUUCACCACGCCGUCAGUUUUUUAUAGCAACAGUUCCUCCUCCUCCUUCCUCUUCCUCUCUCUUUUUAAUGGU
Messenger RNA from Chinchilla lanigera (long-tailed chinchilla), 3101 nucleotides. RefSeq names its product nyctalopin (gene Nyx). The record is from RefSeq and is a predicted model, not a curated record. The transcript has 2 exons. Gene Ontology annotation, cellular component: extracellular matrix. Gene Ontology annotation, molecular function: protein binding. The coding region runs from base 1 to 1257 and encodes 418 amino acids. Lineage: Eukaryota; Metazoa; Chordata; Mammalia; Rodentia; Chinchillidae.